UUCCGCUUGCUUCCUGAAGUCAGCGGAUCUCUCCAGUGCAGCAGUAGUUUGUACAUUCCUGGAAGCAGCAGAGUGUGCACCCAGCCACGAGGAGAUACUAACUCUCAGAAUAAAUCUGAAUCUGUGAACAUGGCUCAGAAAAACAUCAAAGUUGAAGCCAGCCCUGCGAGCAGAAGCGUGAAAACAGAGCCAGAGGAAGCUACAGCCUGUCAGGAACCACAUGAACAUCAGUUCAGAGUGAAGUUCAGUUCUGAUGAGAUAUACACCAUUGACUGUGUUCAACCCUGCACAGUGCUGGAGGCCAUAAAACCCUUAAAAAAAUUUAAGAAGAUGGUUAAGGGUGCAGAUGGAAAUGUUAUCAUUCAGAUGGGUACAGGAGACGACGAAUCAAUUGUUCCAACACAUUUCCCGUGUUCUUGUGUUGGGGAUCAUGAGGUUCUGACCAUUUCAUGUAAAGCAGAAAAAGUAGAAUCGGCUCAGGUCCAAGAUUCCAAAAUAGUACAUCCAAGAGAUGCCUAUUCUGUCUUUUACAUUGAUACAAAGGGAGGACUAAAUGCCAAAAAAAAAAAGCUUUUUAAAAGUGGCACUUUAAAACAGUUCAGGUAUCUCUGUGUUUACGGAGAGAAGGGGAUAACUGUGGCGGAGGCUCUAAAAAGAGAUGGCCGCUUCACUGAUGACCUGGGCUACUUUGAGCUGGUUAACAUCAAUGACAAAUGUAAGACUGAGUGCACAGACAGAAUUGAUAAUCUGGAAAAUAAGAAAUUCCAGAUAUGUCUUCCACGAGGAGCAAAUACUGAAGCAAAAGAAUUAAAUCAACAGGCUGACCAUGUGCAACUCAAACAGCAAAAACGAAAACAAGCAACAAAUAAUGCACAACGAAAGACAGAAAUAAGAUUAAUCUUAAAUGUAGCACAGCGGACAGGAAUCAGUCUAAAAAGAGCAGCCGAAGAAACAGACAGCAGCAUUGACCCUAAGGAGGUUUAUGAGCUACUGUGUAAGCAGUACCCACGUCUGAAACAAUGGAUGAAAAGUAGAUUCCAUGAAAAUUCUUUUCAGGAAACACUGAAAAUACUGAGAAAGGAUAAUUUUGGAAAGAUCCAACAGUCUUUUAGUGAAAUUCACAAAGUCAGGUUGCUGCUAGAGCUGAGUGAGUCAGUUUGUUUCAUAACUGGUUCCUUCAUAAAGCAGGGCACAGGUUUUGUGCUAUUUGACAACUAUGUCUUGACGAAUGCCCACUUAUUCAAAUACUAUAUUGACUCAAAAUUACCUAAUUGGCAUGAAAUUGCAAAUGUUACAGUUGUCUUUAACUUCGAAACACAAGAGUUUAAAGAAAUGAACAAGAUUAAUGCCAAGGUGUUUGUUGGCGACGCUGAAUUAGAUUACAUCAUACUUAAGCUAGAAAAAACUGAAGCGCCGCUAGAAACAGAGAGCCAGGUUCCACCAGGGCUCCUCAAGAGAUUUGGACCUGUACCUUUAGAUGGUGAGGCCUGUGUUGUUGGACACCCAGGAGAAGGAGUGAAAAAAAUGGAUCCUACAUGUGUCAUUGAGAAAGACAAACGAGAGGAGGCUGUUAACAAAAAUUUAGAGGACUACAAGGAAUAUUUCAUCACUCUUUAUGCAAUCAAUCAGGCGAUCAAAAAUGACCCAUAUGAAAAUAUCUAUGUGACCUACAACACUUUCAUGUAUCACGGCUCUUCUGGCUCCCCAGUAUUUGAUGCUACUGGACAAGUGUUUGGUUUGCACAGUGGGGGAUUUUUCUGGGCCGACCUACAGAACCGCUUGGAAGGUCAGGAACUAGCGGUUAACGCGAUGGACGAGCGAAUGGGAGUGCUUGAGGCCAAAUGUCGACCGUGCUCAUCGAUCUCUAUGGCCUAUGCCGCAGCGGGCGAGAAGCCGCGUACCAUCAUCGCUGGUAUACAUCACUUUCAGACAAAAGAGCUUAUUCUACGGCUCGCCAGGAUGAAAAAGAUGGAGUACAAGGGGAAUAAAGUUCUGAUCUUCCCAGAUUACACCAGCGAAGUAAUGAGUCAGCGCCAUUCCUUCCGGAACGUGAUGCAAGUCCUGAGAGAAGACGGAAUAAAAUUCCAGCUACGGUACCCGGCGAAGCUGCGUGUGUAUUGGAAAGAAUCAGACAUGAACAAGAUCAAUGCCAAGGUGUUUAUGGUCAGAGACGACCUAGAUUAUGCCAUACUUAAGCUAGAAACAGAGAAUCAGGUUCCACCAGGGCUCCUCAAGAGAUUUGGACCUGUACCUUUAGAUGGUGCGGCCUGUGUUGUUGGACACCCAGGAGGAGGAGUGAAAAAAAUGGAUCCUACAUGUGUCAUUGAGAAAGACAGACGAGAGGAGGCUGUUAGCAAAAAUUUAGAGGACAUCAAGGAAUAUUUCAUCACUAUUUAUGCAAUCAAUCAGGCGAUCAAAAAUGACCCAUAUAAAGACAUCAGGGUGACCUACAACUCUUUCAUGUAUCACGGCUCUUCUGGCUCCCCAGUAUUCGAUGCUUAUGGACAAGUAUUUGGUUUGCACACUGGUGGAUUUUUCUAUGACGAUCCAAAGCCUAAUCACAGUGUGAUUGAGUUUUCCUUUCCUCUGCUCACUAUAUUUAAAAACUUUUUGGAUAUAAUAAAGGGAGAUGAGGACAUGGUGGGAAGAGUUGAGGAGGCGGCAAAGGGAAAUCCACACCUAGAAAACAUUAUUGCGUCUGUUUUGGGGUCAAAGCAAGACAGACCUGAGGAGCUGUUGCAGGGUGUUCAGGGUAAUACAGAAGAUUCUGAGGAGGACAUGGAGAUCAGUCAUGCACCAGAAUCUCCAGGCACAGCACAGAGAGAGAAUAAUCACAGUAAUUAG
Molecule: messenger RNA, 2844 nt
Organism: Oreochromis aureus
Lineage: Eukaryota; Metazoa; Chordata; Actinopteri; Cichliformes; Cichlidae
Product: serine protease FAM111A-like
Exons: 8
Coding region: 130-2844 (904 amino acids)
Source: RefSeq, a predicted model, not a curated record